UAAUAUAAUAAUUCGAUAUAAUAAUUCGACGCAAUAGUUAAUAGAAGAAAUAAGUAAUAAAAAACGUUUUAAUUGUUUUAAUUGAAAGAUAAAAGAGGAUUUAAGCCAAAUUUAAUCAGAUUUUACUUGAACAUAUUGAUUUGAAUAAUAGUAUUUUCAAGUAAACUUCAACUUUUUACAAUGUCUGAAAUUCAGAAAUUCGAAGUUUUAUUUAUUUUGGGAGGUCCUGGUGCAGGUAAGGGUACACUGUGCAGGAACAUUAAUGAAAAAUAUGGUUAUGUACAUUUAUCAGCUGGUGAUCUAUUAAGAGAGGAGCGUAUGAAUUCCAAUUCGAAAUAUGGAGAACUCAUUGAAAAUUAUAUUAAAGAUGGAAAAAUUGUACCUGUUGCAAUUACUUGUAGUCUUCUGGAUCGUGCGAUGCAGAUGACUGAUAGUCCGCAUAAAAGAUUUCUGAUUGAUGGUUUUCCACGAAAUCAAGAUAAUAUUGAUGGUUGGAAUGAGGCAAUGUCCAAUAAAUGUGUAAUAAAAGGAGUAUUGUUCUGUCAAUGUAGUAAAGAAGUAUGUACUCAGCGAUGCUUAAAUCGUGGUGCAGCAGGUAGUGGAAGAUCUGAUGAUAAUGAGGAAGUUUUAGUCAAAAGACAUGAAACUUACAUCUCUAAUACGUUACCUAUAAUUGAAUAUUUUGAGAAAGAAGGCUUGGUAUAUAAAGUAAAUAGUAUGCAAUUACCAGAGAAAGUAUUUGAAGAAGCUAAAGAAAUUUUAUCUAAAAUAGGUUGGUGAUGAAUUAAUAAAAAAAUUUAAUGAUCUUAGUGAGAUCAAA
Messenger RNA from Apis florea (little honeybee), 820 nucleotides. It is a transcript of the gene Dak1, whose product is annotated as cytidine/uridine monophosphate kinase Dak1. The record is from RefSeq and is a predicted model, not a curated record. Lineage: Eukaryota; Metazoa; Arthropoda; Insecta; Hymenoptera; Apidae. Gene Ontology annotation, biological process: 'de novo' pyrimidine nucleobase biosynthetic process; pyrimidine nucleotide biosynthetic process. Gene Ontology annotation, molecular function: ATP binding.